Messenger RNA from Lentinula edodes (shiitake mushroom), 957 nucleotides. Its product is annotated as WD40-repeat-containing domain protein. Gene Ontology annotation, biological process: spliceosomal snRNP assembly. Bases 1 to 957 code for a protein of 318 amino acids. Gene Ontology annotation, molecular function: RNA binding; protein binding. Gene Ontology annotation, cellular component: SMN complex. The record is from RefSeq and is a predicted model, not a curated record. The transcript has 4 exons. NCBI's taxonomy places the organism in Eukaryota, Fungi, Basidiomycota, Agaricomycetes, Agaricales, Omphalotaceae.
AUGUCUAGUCUCACAAAAUCCACACCACUUGUUGCCCCGGGACACACUCGUCCUGUUACGCACCUGUCCUUUUCGUCCUUACAAGACGACGGGACUUACCUGCUGAUUUCAAGUUGUAAAGAUGGAAAUCCGAUGUUGAGGGAAUGGACCGGUGACUGGGUUGGAACAUUUCUGGGACACAAAGGUGCGGUCUGGAGCACCAAAUUGUCCUUAGAUUCCUCCAGAGCAGCCUCCGCCAGCGCGGAUUUCACAGCGAAAAUCUGGGACACAUACUCUGGGCAUCCCUUACAAUCUUUCCCCCACAAUCAUAUUGUCCGCAGCGUCGCCUUGUCACCAUCAGCUUUCCAUCUUCUUACCGGAGGUCAAGAGAAGAAGGUGCGGAUUUUUGAUCUCAAUCGUCCAGAUGCGGAUCCAGAUUUUCUCUCCGAAACUGGUGGUCUGUCGCACGAGGCGACUGUCAAGAGUGUCGUUUGGGUUGGUGAACAUAUUGGUGUCUCUGCCGGGGAGGACGGGUUCAUAAAGUGGUGGGAUCUCAGGACAAGAGCAUUAGCGACAAGCAUCACCUUCCCAAACCCCAUCACAUCGAUGGAGCUUUCGCGACAAACUGGGAGGCUUGUCGUGACUUCUGGAAAAACCGUCGCAUUUAUACACGCUUCGCCAUCAAAUAACGCAGCACCCUCACAUACCCUAACACUUCCCUACUCUCCAUCUUCUGCUUCGAUUCACCCUAUUCUCCAAGAUCGGUUUGUCACUGGAAAUUCAGGCGACGAAUGGGUGCGAGUACAUGCAAUGGAUGGUGAAGAAAGAGAGGUGCUCAAAGGCCAUCACGGUCCAGUGCAUUGUGUUGAAUUCAGUCCGGACGGCGAAAUGUAUGCCAGCGGGAGUGGCACUAUUCGUUUGUGGCAGACAACGCCCGGCAAAUCCUACGGUCUCUGGCAGGGUCAGAAUGGUGGUUAG